Molecule: messenger RNA, 2007 nt
Organism: Nerophis lumbriciformis (worm pipefish)
Lineage: Eukaryota; Metazoa; Chordata; Actinopteri; Syngnathiformes; Syngnathidae
Gene: cmtm4
Product: CKLF-like MARVEL transmembrane domain containing 4
Cellular component (GO): membrane
Source: RefSeq, a predicted model, not a curated record
AACACAUUAAAAUAUAUGUAUUAAAAACUGCGAGUACUCUGACGGCAUCUUUGGGGAAAAAAUGAGCAACACUAUUUGGUACAAUGUUAUGUUAGUUCAUGGAAGUAAUUGCGGCGACAGAGACAAAGAUGGCGUGAUUCCGGCCAAAUAGUGUUUCGCGGACCGGAGGGAGGACUAAAAAACGGGCGGAGAGUUUUUCAGUUCCCAAGUAUUUGUAGUGUUUGCAAGGGGCGGAGACAAGGCUGCAUCCACGGGGAGCUUAGCCGUGCGGAGCUGCCUCAGUGCGGGCGACCGCUGCUAAUGAGUUGGCUAACAAUAGUGCUAACAACAGUGCUAAUAAGUUAGCUAACAAUAGGCUUCUUCCGCGGUCCCACCGGGACUCCAACGACAAGUGACCCGCCUCCGGAGUUGUGGGAGUGGGCGAGAAACAACCCGAGGUGCCGACCUCCUCCUCCGCCGCCGCCGCCGUGAGAAUUGGGACGUUCCGGUUGGUUGCGUCCGUCCAUAUGGAACAAAGUGUGCCUUCCAUCGCGUAAUUUAAAAAAAAAAUAUAUAUAUAUUCAUCGUCUUCAGCGAACAUUACACUUCCCACCAUGAGGAGCACCGAGGAGGCGGAGGGCUUGGACGGCGAGGCCUCCAACACCUCCAUGAUCUCCGGGGCUGGCAGCCCCUACCAACCCACCACCGAGCCGGUCCACGCGAGGAGUAUCUUCGGGGGGAUCCGCUGCGACGUGGACUACCUCAAGUCCUACUUUGGCAUUUUAAAGGGAGUGGAAGUGGUCCUGUCACUUAUUGGAUUCAUCUGCAUAGAAACCAUCAUGAUGUGUUCUCCAUGCGGCGGCGUCUACUUCUUCGAGUUUGUCAGCUGUAGCGCCUUUGUGGUCACCGGCGCCCUUCUUGUGAUUUUCUGUCUCAACCUGCACACCAAGGUUCCCCACAUCGACUGGAACCUCACGGAUUUGGGCAACACGGCAGUCAGCACCUUCCUCUUCUUUCUGUCCUCCCUGGUGCUGGCCUGCAUCAACCACAACACUGGAGCCGAGAUCGCAGCAGUGACCUUCGGCUUCCUGGCCACAGGUGUGUACGGCCUGAACACUUUCCUGGCGGUACGGCGUUGGCGCCGCGGCGGCGGCGGCGGCAACCCCGGCGGCCAGAGGGCGACCCAGAGCAGCGAGUACAUGCGAGCGCGCACGGCCUCUCGCGGGGAAAUGGAGGCGCGGCCCGAGCUGGCGUAAGAAGGCGAGGAAAAAAGCAAAUCAGACGGCCGAGAAGGACGCCGCCGUGUGGAGUGGUGAACUCAGAUUUGGAGCGACAUCACAAGACCGCCGGCCGCGCUUCCUGCCCUCAUUCCUGAGCCACAGAUGUGCUCGGCGGGUUUGUUUAGCAGGACUCCAACACGAGCGUUCCACAAUAAAACGGAAGACUUUGGGGAAGAAGUGAAGGAAUGGAAACAGGAAGACUUUUUAUCCACGUGAGUCUCCCAGUCUGAGCUGAAGAUGAUGUCCAUGAUCCUCCCUGCAGUGACUCCUCCUACGUCUCACUGUGACACGUCCAGCCGCUGUUUGAGUCCCCGCCAUGAUGAUGACGACGACGGCUGACACCAGAAAUAUAAGUACGGUAAUACCUCAACUUACGACCCAACUCCUAACUCAAAACACUCGAAUCUUAAAUCAGUCCCGCUUAUUUAAAUGUAUUUAAUUUCAGUAUAAAACAUGCCUUUUAAAAAGAAAAUCUACUUUUAAUGAAUAAAUAUUGCUUGACAAACAUUAAAUUAAAACAGGGGUGGACUUUUUCCACUGAGGGCCACACACUGAAAAAUUUAAGCAUGCGGCGGCCGUUUUGAUAUUUUUCAUUUUUAAAACCAUUCGGGCUCCCAGGGACCCAAAUGGGUCUCAGUCUUUAGUGGUAAAAAUAAGUCAAUAUUAACAUUUAUUUUUACUUUCAACACUCAAAUAUAUAUAUAUAUAUAUAUAUAUAUAUAUAUUUAUAUAUAUAUAUAUAUAUAUA